Epinephelus lanceolatus (giant grouper) is the source of this 1472-nucleotide messenger RNA. RefSeq names its product inhibitor of growth family, member 1 (gene ing1). NCBI's taxonomy places the organism in Eukaryota, Metazoa, Chordata, Actinopteri, Perciformes, Serranidae. Gene Ontology annotation, cellular component: nucleus. Gene Ontology annotation, biological process: positive regulation of DNA-templated transcription. The record is from RefSeq and is a predicted model, not a curated record.
UAUUGGGUUGUUUGACUUGUAUCAGUGGUUGCUAUAGCCGCUUCGCGCAUGCGCACUGCUAAAACAUUUGUUCCGGCACUUUAUCCAACAGCUAACGUUAGCCGCCGCUGGGCUAACAGGAUACUACAGUGGUCCACUCUACACGACCUAGCAUUAGCAAUAACAGCGAGAGCAGCAUCACGGAGUGUUAGCUUCAGAAAACUACUAAUAUCCUCUCAGGUGCAGGUGUAGCUGGGGUGCAGAGGGACCCGCGAUGUUGAACCCGGCCAAUGGCGACCCGAGCCACGUUGUUGUGAAUUAUGUUGAGGAGUAUUUGGACCUGGUGGAGUCACUGCCUUUUGACUUGCAGAGGAGCGUGUCCCUCAUGAAGGAGAUCGAUGCCAAGUAUCAAGAUGUUCUGAAGGAGCUUGAUGAUGCUUACGAGCGGUAUCGCCGGGAAUCUGACUCACUUCAGAGGCGAAAGCUUCAGUUAUCCAUUCAGAGAGCGCUGAUUCGCAGUCAAGAGCUCGGAGAUGAGAAGAUCCAGAUUGCCGGUCAAAUGGUGGAGUUGGUUGAGAACCGAACGCGACAGAUAGACUGGCAUUCUGAACUUCUCCUUUCCUCUCAAGAAGUCCCAGAGAGCCACGUUCCCACAGCAACAUCCAUGUCAACCACUGCAGCGUCCAUGAUGUCGUCCUCAUCAGCCACCGUCACUCCAGGCAAAACUAGCCACCAUGACAAGAAACGUGAUGAGGUUACCCCGGGCUCAGGCGGCGGAGACAAAGCCGGAGGGAAGCGCUCAAGGCGUCAGAAAAACGGAGACAACCGGGAAAGUUACAGCGGCCUGGAUCACGCCGAGGAAGUGGGCGUGGGGGCAUCCCGGGAAAAGAGGGCCAAGACGUCAUCGAAGAAGAAGAAAAGGUCAAAAGGAAAGUCUGAGAGAGAAGUGUCACCUCCAGACCUGCCCAUCGAUCCAGACGAGCCGACAUACUGCCUGUGUGAGCAGGUGUCCUACGGCGAGAUGAUCGGCUGUGAUAACGAUGAAUGUCCCAUCGAGUGGUUUCAUUUCUCCUGCGUUGGGCUCCAUCAUAAGCCCAAGGGCAAGUGGUACUGCCCCAAGUGUCGGGGUGAGAAUGAGAAGACCAUGGACAAGGCCUUAGAGAGGGCCAAGAAGGAGAGGGCGUACAACAGGUAGCUAGCUACGUCCGGCCGGAUGAACACUACUCCGUUAAAAUUUUAUGUCUCGUCUUUGUUUCCAUUUACUGUUGACACUGUUUAAAGUAUUGGAUGCUGUAAAUAGUUAUUUUUGUAACUGCUGCAUAGCCGAGAAACAAGAUGGCUGCUUCCUGGUUGGGAUCAUUUUUAAAGAACGGUCACAGUACAAUACAACCUGCAUGUAACUCACAUCCCCUUUGUUUUCAUCAUGCAUGCCACAUCACCCACACCAUUAUAUAUGCUCAAUUAACAAAUAAAAUGUUUGUAAAUGAAGAUAA